UUAAAACACCACAUUAAACUCAACAAAACUACACAAAAAGCUUAUUAGUACUAUAGAGUCAGGUGAAAACAUGAGGAUUCUGGGAUUGGUUUUGGUUUGUGCCAUGUCCCUCCUCACUGUAGGGACGUUGGCGCAGGUCCAGUCCCUUAUCUCAAAGCAAACGUUUGAACAGAUGCUUAAGCAUCGCAACGACGCAGCCUGCCCUGCCAAAGGCUUUUACACCUACGAAGCUUUCAUUCAGGCUGCUAAGGCCGAUCCCGCGUUUGGAUCAACCGGCAACACUGACACACGUAAAAGAGAGAUUGCUGCCUUUCUGGCUCAAACUUCUCAUGAAACUACUGGUGGAUGGCCAACUGCCCCUGAUGGACCAUAUGCGUGGGGAUACUGCUUCAAACAGGAAAAGGGCAACCCGGGAGCUUAUUGCCAGCCAAGCCAACAGUGGCCUUGUGCUCCCGGCAAGAAGUACUAUGGUCGUGGUCCUAUCCAACUUUCCUACAACUUCAACUAUGGUCCAGCUGGGAAAGCCAUAGGAGCGAAUCUACUAAACAACCCUGAUUUGGUGGCCAAUAACGCGGUGAUUUCCUUCAAGACCGCCCUCUGGUUCUGGAUGACACCCCAGUCCCCUAAGCCAUCAUCCCACGACGUCAUCACCGGCAGAUGGACUCCAUCGGCGGCAGACAAAGCCGCCGGCCGUGUCCCCGGCUACGGUGUGAUCACCAACAUCAUCAACGGUGGGAUUGAAUGUGGAAAAGGGUCUAUUACUGCCCAGCAACAGGAUAGGAUUGGAUUCUACAAGAGAUAUUGUGACAUUCUUAAAGUUGGGUAUGGGAACAAUCUUGAUUGUGCUAACCAGAGGCCUUUUGCUUAGGAUCCCAAAUCUCAAUUUCCUAAUAAUGUUACUAAUAAUGAACCUUUGAAUAAGCAGGCUUGCUUCUAAGUUAUAAUAUAAUAAUGUAAUAAUAAUGUGUACGGUGUACCUGAGAAUUCGGUGAAAAUAAUUCUCGAAUAAAUGUGUUAGUUUUA
Molecule: messenger RNA, 1023 nt
Organism: Ipomoea nil (Japanese morning glory)
Lineage: Eukaryota; Viridiplantae; Streptophyta; Magnoliopsida; Solanales; Convolvulaceae
Product: basic endochitinase-like
Exons: 3
Coding region: 71-868 (265 amino acids)
Biological process (GO): chitin catabolic process; defense response to fungus; cell wall macromolecule catabolic process
Molecular function (GO): chitinase activity
Source: RefSeq, a predicted model, not a curated record